Cercospora beticola is the source of this 1635-nucleotide messenger RNA. RefSeq names its product acyl--CoA ligase. Lineage: Eukaryota; Fungi; Ascomycota; Dothideomycetes; Mycosphaerellales; Mycosphaerellaceae. The record is from RefSeq and is a predicted model, not a curated record. Gene Ontology annotation, molecular function: CoA-ligase activity. Gene Ontology annotation, biological process: secondary metabolic process.
AUGCCGUUCCUUGCCGAACAACAUAUGAGCAUACCGGAGAAAGAUGUACUGUCCUGGUAUUUUGACUCGCCCGAAUUCCCGCAAGACGACCCUGUGUAUAUUGACGCUCUCGAUACGUCAAAGUACUGGACCGCCAACCAAUGUCGAAAGGCGAUACGACAGCUAGCGGCGGGCUUUCGGCGGUUGGGACUGAAGAAUGGUGACUGCGUUUGCAUAUUCGCCUUCAAUUCGAUGGACUACCCAGUUUUGGCCAACGGCAUUAUUGGGUUCGGGGGCGUCUACACCGGGUGCAAUCCGAGCUACACCACCUACGAACUUACACAUCAUCUUCGAAGUUCUCGGGCAUCUGUUGUCAUCGUGGAGCCGGAGCUCGUCAAAACUUGCUUCGAAGCAGCAGAAAAGGUAGGCCUUCCUCAUGAGCGCAUUUUGCUAUUUGCAGAUGCCGAUAGCCAUGGUCUAAAAAGCUGGAAAACCCUUUUCAAUUGCGGAGAGAUCGAUUGGCCCCGAUUCAGCGAUAAAGCGACUGCUCAAAACACGACUGCAGCAUUGCUCUACAGCUCAGGCACGACAGGUCUCCCCAAAGCUGCCAUGCUCUCACACUACAAUCUGAUCGCACAGCAAACAUUAUUCUGGGAAUGGAAAGCCUCGCCGUGGAAGAAACGCCGUCUUGUUGCAUUGCCAAUGUUUCACGCAGCCACCGCACCCUUGUGUCAUUUUGCACCUUUGCAUUCUGGUGACAAAAUGUUUAUUCUUCGCCGCUUCGAGAUCGAGAGCUUCUUGAAGUGCAUCGAAGUGCACCAGAUCAAUAUUGGCGCCUUUGUUCCGCCCAUGGUGCACAUGAUAAUGAACUCGCCUCUGUCCAAGAAGUACAGUAUGAAGUCCAUACGUCACGCUCAUGCCGGCGCUGCACCGUUGGAUGCGGGUAGCCAGGCCAGAUUCAGAAAGCUUCUAUCACCUGAAGCGCCCCUGACACAGGUAUGGGGUAUGACGGAGACGAGCUGCACCUGCAGUUGUUUGCCAUACGAAUACGGAGACGAGACCACCGGUUCGGUAGGACAGAUGCUGCCAGAUAUGGAUGUCAAGCUGUGCGACGAUGACGGAAAGGACAUUACCGCAUUCAACGUCCGAGGAGAGAUUUGUGUACGUGGACCUCUGGUUGUGCAAGGAUACUACUUGAACCCUCAAGCGAACGCCCGCGAUUGGGACGAAGAGGGGUUUUUCCAUACUGGAGAUAUUGGUUAUCGAGAUGCCGAGAGCAAGCUGUGGUACAUCGUCGACCGCAAGAAGGAGUUGGUCAAAGUCCGAGGUUUCCAGGUCUCACCGAGCGAGAUCGAAGGCGUCUUGCUGGAACAUGCCGACAUCGUAGACGCCGCAGUCAUUGGCGUACCUGCUCGAAAAGCUUCUGAUGGAGAAGAGCCAAGAGCGUACGUGACUUUGAGAGAAGGGUCGUCUCUGUCGGAAGACGCGAUCCGAGGGCUGCUCAAGACACAACUGGCACACUACAAACAAUGCGUUGGAGGCAUCGUCGUGGGAACGGAGAUCCCAAAGAGCCCAAGCGGCAAGAUUUUGAAACGUUUGCUUGUCGAGCGAGCGAAGCAAGAGAUGGCACGUGGAAGCCGUGAAUCUAGGUUGUGA